CACACAGACACAGAGGCAGGGAUGGAAGACUCUGGGCCUACACUGGCAUCUGGGCCCACUUCUAAUUCUAAUUUACCUAUAAUGGAGGAGUCUAGUGCCAAACUGUUCUGCUGCCGCUGGGUAAGGCACAGAAUCCCCCUUGCACAUAGAGAGGAGCUAUACCACAUUCUCCGGAUGACUGGACCCUUGCUGCUGUCUCGAAUCCUAAACUACCUGCUUCCGUUUGUCAUCACUAUGUUCUGUGGUCGCCUGGGGAAUGCGGUGUUGGCUGGCUAUGGCCUGGCCUGCGCGACUAUUAAUGUUACGACUGCAGCAACAGGAGGUGGACUUGCCUUAGCAUGUGACACUUUGGUAUCUCAGACAUUUGGUGGUAAGAACCUGCAGCGUGUGGGGGUGAUUCUCCAGAGGAGUGUGUUGAUCCUACUGCUCUUCUGUCUCCCCUGCUGGGCCAUGCUCCUCAACACCCAGUCUAUCCUGCUGGCUCUGGGCCAGGAGCCUGAAGUGGCCAGAAUAGCACAGCUGUAUGUCAUCGCCUACCUACCUGCAGUACCAGCUAUUUUCCUGCAUCAACUUCAGGCUUCUUAUCUCCAGAACCAGGGGAUAUUUCUGCCUCAGAUGUACACAGCAGCAGCGGCCAACAUCGCCAACGUGGUGACAAACUAUAUCCUGCUCUACUGGAUGGACCUGGGAGUUAUAGGGUCUGCAGCAGCUAAUACACUCUCCCAGCUCUACAUAUGUUCCUUCUUGUUUGCUUACAUUUGUUGGAAGAAGCUACAUGUGAAAACAUGGGGAGGUUGGACCACAGAAGCGCUACAGGAGUGGGGCUCUUAUAUGAAACUAGCCAUCCCCAGUACACUGAUGCUAUGUUUCGAAUGGUGGAUCUAUGAGCUUGGGGGAUUCCUUGCAGGCAUGCUGAGUGAAGUGGACCUGGCUGCUCAACAUGUGGUCAUAAUGCUGGCUUUCAUCAACUACAUGUUCCCCAUGGGGAUCCAGGCUGCAGCAUGUGUUCGUGUGGGGAAUGCUCUUGGGGCCGGAGACACAGCUGGGGCCAUCCUCACCAGCAAGGUGUCCCUCGCCCUCUCAGGUUCAAUGGCAGUAAUUCAGGGAAUUGUGCUGAUCUCUACUAAAACAGUGAUAGCCUUCAUGUUUACUUCUGAUGAUCAGAUCAUAGAUCUGGUCUCUCAACUCCUCAACGUGUACUGUGUCCUUCAGUUCUUUGAUGGGCUAGUGUGUGUGUGCAUGGGCAUCAUCCUGGGCACGGGCAAACAGAAGAUAGGAGCGAUGGCUAAUCUUAUCACCUACUACUGUGUGGGUCUUCCACUGGGAAUCUCUUUGAUGUUCACAGCUGGCCUCAAGGUCCUAGGGUUCUGGUUAGGCCUGUUCAUCUGUGUAAUUCUACAGUCCACUUUCUUCAUCACCGUCAUCUUCAGGCUCAACUGGAAGAGAAUGACAGAGAAGGCUGUGAAACGAGCUGGAAAGGCUGGACAUAUGGUGAGGAAUAUAGUUGCACCUGACCACACAGAGAACAGUGGAAGUACAGUGAAUGGAUACAUUUCAGUGAGUACUGAGGGCCAGGAAGACCUCAGGGGAAGCAAUGGGACCCCAGAGGUGAAGAGGGAGGAUGGGAGCCCCAGUGGACUGCUCUCCACCACCCAGCUGGUCCUAAGGAGAGGUCUCACUGUACUGGCUGCCAUUGUCAUCCUGGCUGUGGGGACCAGUGUACAUCUUCUCCUGCCUCUACCAAUCAGCUCAUGGAGCAAUCUGAGUGUAGACUGGAGCAACACUACCUUUACCACUACCUCCCCCCCUGAACUCACCCCGUCAACAGUUCUCAUCUAGGAGAAAUACCUGGGGGACAAACAGACCCUGUAACAAGACAAUAGAGGUGCUGUCAUAGACAUGCUGUGUCAGUGAAUCUGUUAUAUCACCAAUUAUUACACCUGAAACAGCCCUUUUCUUCAAUCUAGAGCCAUAGUCAUUUUGCCUAAUUCUGUGUAAAAAAAACAUUUUUUAAAGUAUAUUUUUCUGCAUAGGUUAUCUAAGCAUACCUCUUUACCUGUUCAAUUGUCAUUUUAAUUAAUGAUGCACAUUUAGUAAUUGCUUGCUUUUCUAAAAAAAAAAUGGGUUCCAAAAGGGUUCUGCAGCUGUCCCCCUAGGAUAACCCAGGGUUCUACCUGGAACCAAAAAGGGUUCUACCUGGAACCAAAAAUGGCAAAAAGGGUUAUCCUAGGCGGACAGCCGCAGAACCCUUUUGGAACCCAUUUUUCUUAGAGUUUAGUUAUGAGGUUGGGAACCUAUCUAGCUGGCUAGCUAAAGCCAACUUCAAGAAGGAAUCAAUAGGCUACACAGUUUGAUUAAAUUAAUUUACAAACAUACCCUUCUGCCCAUCACUGGCAGCUAGAAUCAAAUCAAAUGCUGUGUGUGUCACUCUACACUCUCUCUCUCUUAUCCUCCACUGAUGAUAUUGCACACACUAGAGUUUCUAGCUUCCUGCCUAAGUAUAUCUUUCCUCUGUGCACCUUGGAAGGAAACACUUAUGAGGAAGAAUGGGGGGGGGGGUAUUGGUUCAGUCGGUGUGCCCCCACCGCAAAAUACCGCUGACAGAUCUUGUUAUAAAUAAUUAGGAUAAAA
This is a messenger RNA of Oncorhynchus nerka (sockeye salmon), 2631 nucleotides long. RefSeq names its product multidrug and toxin extrusion protein 1-like. Gene Ontology annotation, biological process: xenobiotic detoxification by transmembrane export across the plasma membrane. The transcript is spliced from 17 exons. The coding region runs from base 22 to 1839 and encodes 605 amino acids. Gene Ontology annotation, cellular component: membrane. Gene Ontology annotation, molecular function: antiporter activity; xenobiotic transmembrane transporter activity. Lineage: Eukaryota; Metazoa; Chordata; Actinopteri; Salmoniformes; Salmonidae. The record is from RefSeq and is a predicted model, not a curated record.